UCAGUCUGGAUAUGACUCUUCGCGGUAGCAGUUCAUUGGCUUAAAUCGUUUGCGGAAAUAGAUACAUAAUUUAUUUUUUCGAAGUAAAUUAUUUUAAUUAGUGAAAGACAAAAAAGAUUUUUCAAUAGAAACUAGAACCUUUUUAUGUUCAUAAGCAGUUAAAAGUGUACUUUAGAAGGAAGAAGAGAACAAUAAAAUGGAGUUUUUGCUAAGAACAAUAUUUGAUUACGGUUUAACGCUUAUAGGAUUUUGGGCAUUGUUCUGUUGGUCAAUAGACAAUUUCAGAUCAGUUAUUCAGAUAAUUAAAAGCAUAUUAAUGCCAUAUUUUCAACCAUACGAGAACAAAACAUUAGCUGAAAAAUAUGGAAAAUGGGCUGUUAUCACUGGUUCAACGGAUGGCAUUGGUCGUGAAUACGCAAAAGAACUUGCUGCUCAAGGAAUGAAUAUAGUUCUUGUUUCAAGAACAGAAUCAAAGCUUGUAGAAGUUGCAAAGGAUAUAGAGUCAACAUACUCUGUGAAAACAAAAUAUAUUAUUGCUGAUUUUGGAAAUGGAAAAGAAAUUUACGAUGACAUCCGUCAACAAUUGCACUUGCUAGAUGUUGGUAUUCUUGUAAAUAAUGUUGGUCGUAUGUAUGACUUUCCUGAUGAACUUGAUAAUAUAUCAGAAAACCUUUUAUGGCAAAUUAUCAACAUAAAUGUUGCUGCUGUAACGAUGAUGUCAAGAAUAAUAAUACCUCAAAUGAAAGUAAAUAAACGUGGAAUUAUUGUAAAUAUUUCGUCGGGAAGUGAGUUACAACCAGUACCGUUGAUGACAGUUUACGCUUCAACAAAGGUUUAUGUCAAAAACUUUACAUUAGCUUUAAGCAAAGAGCUUGAGGGCUAUAAUGUUCAGGUACAAUUAGUGACGCCUUUGUUUGUACAAACAAAAAUGAAUAAUUACUCAACGACUGUGAUGAAAGGAAAUAUUCUGGUUCCUGAUGUCAAAUCAUAUACGAAGUCAGCUGUAUUUACUCUCGGGAGAAGUUUUAAGACAACUGGUUAUUGGAGUCAUGGCUUACAAUAUGGAACUAUGAAACUGAUUCCUGAAUACAUUAGAACUUUAUUCUCUUUUUCAAUGAACAAAAAAUUUCGUCAAGAAUAUUAUAAUCAACAAAAAAAUGCUGCUGUUGAAUGAUUGUUAAUUAUAUCAAAGAUCAUUAGAGAUUUUUUCGCCAUUAUUUACCAAUAUUAUUUAAGGAAUAAUUUUUAUGUUGUCAUAUAGAAACUUUAUAUAUAGUAUAAACAGGAAGCAUAUAAAAUGCAAAAGUUUUGAAAAUAUCUAAAUAAAUAUUGAUAAAUUACAAACAGUUAUUUGAAAGGUCUUUUUACUCUUCAUAAUCAA
Molecule: messenger RNA, 1381 nt
Organism: Clunio marinus
Lineage: Eukaryota; Metazoa; Arthropoda; Insecta; Diptera; Chironomidae
Source: the annotation of a GenBank genome assembly